Messenger RNA from Solanum lycopersicum (tomato), 795 nucleotides. RefSeq names its product signal peptidase complex subunit 3B. NCBI's taxonomy places the organism in Eukaryota, Viridiplantae, Streptophyta, Magnoliopsida, Solanales, Solanaceae. Gene Ontology annotation, biological process: protein targeting to ER. Gene Ontology annotation, cellular component: signal peptidase complex; membrane. The record is from RefSeq and is a predicted model, not a curated record.
GACCAAAAAUAAAAAAGAGAGAAGGGUAAAAACAAGAUUUGACUAAAGUCUGAACUCUUAAGCGUUAAAAGCCCCAUUUUCCAUAUUCUGAGAAGACCAAAAAUUGAAGAAAAUCGGGAGCAAAGAUGCAUUCAUUUGGGUAUAGAGCUAAUGCUUUGUUAACAUUGGCAGUCACCAUCCUUGCGUUUAUGUGUGGAAUAGCUUCUUUCUCCGACAAUUUCAAUACUCCGAUUCCAACAACUGAAGUUCAAGUGUUGAAUAUCAAUUGGUUCCAGAAGAAACCUGAUGGGGACGAUGAGGUCAGUUUGACCUUGAACAUAUCGGCAGAUUUACAGUCAUUGUUCACGUGGAAUACGAAGCAGGUGUUCGUAUUUUUGGCAGCUGAGUAUGAAACUCCAAAGAACGCUUUGAAUCAGAUAUCUUUGUGGGAUGGUAUUAUUCCCACCAAGGAACAUGCAAAAUUUUUGAUUCACACCACAAACAAGUAUCGGUUUGUUGAUCAGGGAAGCAACCUCCGUGGUAAAGCUUUUAACCUAACAUUGCAUUGGCACGUUAUGCCAAAGACAGGGAAAAUGUCUGCGAACAAACUUGUGAUGACUGGUUACCGCUUGCCAGAGACAUACAGAUGAUGAAUUUUUUCCUCGGUGCAAUUUACCUGUAACUUUAGCCUCCACUGAUAAGUAGGGGAGAAUGUGCUUAAAUGAGAUGAAUAGGAUAAUUUUGUCCCGGAUAAUGUCAGGAUUGCUGUUUAUCGGCCUCAAAUUAUAAUAUUGAUACUUUAGACCUUUGAUAUUA